Molecule: messenger RNA, 6222 nt
Organism: Sander lucioperca (pikeperch)
Lineage: Eukaryota; Metazoa; Chordata; Actinopteri; Perciformes; Percidae
Product: muscleblind-like protein 2a
Exons: 10
Coding region: 1199-2386 (395 amino acids)
Molecular function (GO): metal ion binding
Source: RefSeq, a predicted model, not a curated record
AGACACUCUUCUGCUUCCUGCCAUCCUGCCUGCCUCGCUCGCUCGCUCGCUUGCUUACUCCGUGGCUGAGAGAAAGAGAGAGAGAGAGAGAGAGAGAGAGAGAGAGAGAGACACAUCGAGAGAAAAUCCCUGUCUAGGCAUGGACCUCCGAGUGCAGCACUCGGCAGCUCGCGAGGAAUGACAACAGUUCACAUGGUCAUUAACUCCAGUCGCUGAGGCUGAAGGGAAAGCUGUGCUGUAGCUCAGUGUCACAGAAGCACCGGGGGCCUCCUAGUCUCGGGACAGCAGACAGACAGAGGCACACAGCAGAGCUACGGGACCCCGUGAAACAAGCGAUUGGCUCUCUCCCUGGGGAGAUGCUGUGAAAUUAAAUCCUGCCUUGGAGAGUGGAGCCUGGGCGUCAGUACGAUUGGGCGAGGAAGCGUCUCAUCUCAUUUCACAUGAUCAGCACUUAAGUGGGACAAUAUGAUUAGAUCACAGACAGAAAGUGCCUUGUAAGACAACAUCCUUACUUGAAGAUCCCUGGGCGUUUCUGAAGAGCUCCAGAUUUUUCCCUCUGCAGUUGUGAUAGGACUCAGCUGACCUCCUGACCUGUUUGUUUGUCCUUACCUGUGCUCAGUGCGAAGAAACCCCCAAGUGAAGCAGUGGACUACUACUGCACUGCUGGCCAAGGUGCCAAAGCUCAGAGAGCAUGUACUGAAGACUUUUAAACAAUAGAAAGCCACAAACGUGUUUUAAACUGUGCCGUUUCACCUCAAAAUAGCACCACUUUUGCUCCCCAACAUCCACCCUUGCACAGAUAUCAUCACUCAUACAAAGGUCAUUUUUGGGUACAUUGGUACAACCAGUAGAGUUUGUCUCUGAGCAUGCCCCCUCUGCCUUGUCAGAGGUCUGCACCUGAGACUUACUGAUUGAUGAGCAAUUAGCUGUGUGACUGAGAAACUUCAACAGCAGUGCAGUCCCAUGCUCCGGUCACAGAGACUUUGCCAGUCCAUUACCUACACUUCCCUGUCCGGAAGGACAAACCUCAUCCACUGACCUGAAGCAGAUCAUUUAUAGCUGCAUGUUCCACCAGUUUUAGCUGUUGCGUGUUUUAUUUUUUUAACUGGAACACUCUGAAACACCUCCUCAGAGGAUAGGCUCCUCCUAAAACCAAGUGGCUCCACUCCACCCUAGCUCCACAGCCAGUGCUGCUGACAUGGCUCUAAACAUUGCCUCGAUACGGGACACAAAAUGGCUGACCCUGGAAGUGUGCCGGCAGUUUCAGAGAGGGACUUGUUCACGCAGUGAUGAGGAAUGCAAAUUUGCCCACCCACCCAAAAGCUGCCAGGUGGAGAAUGGAAGGGUCAUCGCCUGUUUUGACUCGUUAAAGGGCCGAUGCACGCGAGAGAACUGCAAAUACCUGCACCCACCCGCUCACCUGAAGACCCAGCUGGAGAUCAACGGGCGAAAUAACCUGAUCCAGCAGAAGACAGCGGCCGCCAUGUUGGCUCAACAGAUGCAGUUCAUGAUCCCCGGCACCACCAUGCAGCCUGUGGUUAGUGCUGGUCUUUUUGCUGUGCAGACGUUUCCAGUCAGCCAGGGCCUGGGUUCCAGCGCAGGUUUGAGCUACGCACCCUACCUGACCCCCAUGUCCCACAGCAUGGGCCUGGUGCCCACAGACAUCCUGCCCAACACCCCCUGUAUGGUCCCCGGCAGCCCGCCUGUCUCCGUGACCGGUGGCUCUUCCUCCAACCAGAAACUGCUGCGUACCGACAAGCUGGAGGUUUGCCGUGAGUUCCAGCGGGGCAACUGCGCUCGCGGGGAGACCGACUGCCGCUUUGCUCACCCCAGCGACAGCCCCAUGAUUGACACCAGCGAUAACACGGUCACCGUCUGCAUGGACUACAUCAAGAGCCGCUGCUCCCGCGAGAAGUGCAAGUACUUCCACCCCCCGGCCCACCUGCAGGCCAAGAUUAAGGCUGCCCAACACCAGGCCAACCAGACAGCUGUGGCGGCGCAAGCCGCCGCCACAGCUGCAGCCAUGACUCAGUCGACUGCCAAAGCAAUGAAGCGACCCCUCGAGGCAACUGUAGACCUGGCGUUCCCCCACGGCGUCCUCCAGCCCCUACCAAAGAGACAAGCACUUGAGAAGAGCAACGGCUCCCUGUUCAACCCCAGUGUUUUGCACUACCAGCAGGCGCUGGCCAACGCACAGCUCCAGCAGCCCACUUUCUUUCCCACAGGGUCAGUCUUGUGCAUGACUCCUGCUAGCAGUCUUGAUUAUCCUGAAGUAAGUUUCAGGAAGGGAAUGGAGUGUUACGAAGCUGCACUAGGAAACCCAAAACAGUCCCUGUGUAAAUACUACCUUACCUCUCCCAUAGAGGUCCAGCAACCUGCAUGCUAAGAGUGUAACACUUCAAUUUAACCGUAAGAACUGCAGUGCCGGUGUAACACACACACACACACACACACACACACACACACACACACACACACAUUUAAAAAAAAAACAAACAAGAUAUAUACUGUAUGUAUUGCUAGAAAAAAAAAACUAUUAACAUGAAAAAGUCAAAAAUAUUCUUAUGUAUAGUACCACAUACAUAGCAGACACACUAUAGAGGUCAUUUUAACAACUGUUCUCCCAAAGUACCGUGAAUCCCCUCUCUUUCAUAUUUAUUCAAAAAUACACUGCACAAUGUUCAUCCCUUUGGUUAGUAAAACAAACAGAAAAGAUGCUUGAUUUGCACUAUACGAGACAUAUAGUGCUUAAUGUUUUAGUGGAAAACAGGAAGAGUCACAGAAAACCCGUGCACAACCACACCAACGCACUCGGCGCUUUCAAGAGUGUUCUUGUCUUGCGGUUUUUGCUUUUCUCUCUACAAAGUUGAAUGUCCUUGGGGCAGACAGGCUCAUGUUUUCUUAAUGUGACUGUCCCUGCGAGGGGGUACCUCUGUGACCCUCAUCUGCCCCAGAUGCUGUUAAGAUGCCAUGAUGAAGCUUAUGCUCCCCUCCCCUACUGCCAACUUUUCAUCUCCGGAAACAUCUUGCCAAAGUUGAAGAGGUCGGUGGAAUCAACCUGCCAGAAAGCAGAGCCACAUUUUAACACCCUGAUAAAGUUUUUUGGGUUUUUUUUUCUUCACUUUUGCCAUUGCGAAAGCUGCUCACAACGCACCCUUUAUUUGUUUCGGUGCUGGGUUCAGUUCUUUGUUCAGGAGGAGUGGCGGGAUAGAUUGUGCACGGAUUUUUGCAUGCAGUUGGGACUGGGGAAGACAGUGCCCAGUGUUGACAGAAGAUAGUCAUGGCCAUUACCGAAAAGCCUAAAGGCUCGGGUCUGUGCCAAGGGCUUAACCAAGCUUGAGGGUUUUGUUCCAGACAUACCAAGCCUUGUGAGUGUGUGUGCAUGUGUGUUCGUAUCUGGAGACUGAUGGUCUGCCGGCAGACUGGGACUUGAAGCGAGGUCUUGCAGGUGAUGAUGACAACACCAGGCCGUGUAGGAGAGGUUUUUGGGGGGUGGGUGAGGGACUUAAGUGCUAAGACUAAAUAAAAAAAACCGGUGCAUUUGACGACGCUCGUCAAGCAAAAGAUGACUUGAACUUCGACUGGAGGGCUAUCUGUGACCGUCGGUUGUCCUGUCCAACCCUACUAUCACCGAUAAUCCUGUUCCAUUUUAGAAAACUGUAGAAGUGCCUAAAAAAUGCUCAUCAACAACACAUUCAUCCAGAGUAUAUCACUAAAAGUCACAGACACAACAUACCGGCUGUCAGAAGCUACAUGGACCUUUUGGGAAAGACAUCACAUUUCGUGAAUCGUAACUAGGAAACGGUUUCCUAGUUACCGUUCAUUAACAUCACAAGUGACUUUAUCGAAACGAAAAUAAGUAAAAUAAACGACAAAUCAAAAAUAGCUUUGUAGAAUGUCUGGUGACUUUCAUGGUGUACCAUCGUUUCUUACCAUGGUUUGAGUAGUUUACAUGAGGAACGUGAGUGGGGGGUGAAAAAAAUGUAUUGUAAACUGUGUAAUGUAUGUAAAGUGUCUCUUAUUUUGAGAGUUUAUAUCCAUGGUUCUAGAAAUGUACUCAAAGUUAUUUAAAGAUUUGUGUUGUGUCUACUAUCAAGGUAUUUUUGAAACCGCCCCCCAAACCCUUCACCAUCUCCACCUCUAUCCAGAACAAUCAUUUGUCUUUUAGCCAAGAUCAUUCUUUUAUUAUUUUUUAGACCAACCCUCUCAUUAUUAUUAUUAUUAUUUUACAUAUUUUGAAUAAGCAUCUUUUUACUCUCUUAUUUCCCAUAUUUAAAAAACUUUGAUGUAAUUUCAUGGUGCUUGAUUACCAUUGACAAUCCACAAUCAUACCUUGGAACAGGAGUGCUUCACUCUGGUUUCCCAUUUCACUUCCAUUCACUGAUUGUCUCCACAUGCAUUAUGAUUUGUAUGUAAUAUUUGUGGAAGGUGGUAAAAGUUUUAUUUUGUUGUAAUUUAUCUUAUGUUACUCUUGGUCAAAUUUUAGUCAAAAACAAUGUUGUUAACUAUUCUAUUUUGAAAUGAAUGUAAUUUAUUGAGCUGUGCUACGUUCUGCACGGUUGGUCAUUUCAAGGUCUAACCUGUCAGGUCAGCGAAUGAGAAGUCGCACACAUUUGAGGGGUGGGGUUUAAAAGUCAGCCCACCAAUAGAAAGCUACUGGAUCUUUCUUGCCUUCUCAUUGAUAAAAAGAUCACGGUGUUGCAGUAAUGAGCAUAGUUAUAGAGUUGCUUGUGUUGUUGGAAAAAAAAAAAAAUGUUUAUUGUAUAGAUGACAUUUUACCAAAAAAAGAGAAGAAAAUUUCAAAAAAGAUGUACUUUUCACGCUAGUAUAAUAGUAUUUCAUAACAAUAUUAAGUUGUUGCCGUGGCAACCAAAUGUUGCAAUUACUAAAGUUGGGUAUUUUUGUAAAUGACAUUGUUAAGUUGAUUUUUUUGUUUCUUUUUGCUAGAACACUGUACACAAGGUAGAUUGUAAAGAAGAUACGAACAUUUCUUAUGACCUAAUAUUUUCAUUAGCAAAUAACAGCCUGUAUAGUGCUGUGACUGUAACACUUAAAUAGAUUUAAAUUCAUCAAUGUUACAUAGAUUAUAUAUAUAUACAUAUAUAUAUAUAUAUAUAUAUAUAUCUAAGAACUAAAUAAUCUAUAAAUUAAUACGUUCAGAUGUUCAACCCCAGGACAAAGGACCUUUAGGUUCCACACUGAGACAUUAUAUUUGAGGCGUAUGUAUCACUAGAGUUAAGGAUUGCACUUUUCAUAUUGUUUAAAGAUGUGAUCUGUUGUCCAUUUCCUUUAAGGGUUUACAGGUUUCUGCACCUUGCUAGUACAGUACAUCUGUUCAUCAAUCAAAAGCAGAUACCACCGGUAAAUAACUUUAAUUCAACAUGUUGCAUGAGAAAACAAUAUUUUCUUUUCUUACUAAAUGAUAACGUACUGAAUGUUUCUAGUGGAAAAAAAAAAGUCUGUACACAAAAUGUCCUCAUUUGGUGACCCGCAAUGCCCUUGUGUAUGGAAUCCCCUUGAGAUGUUAUGUUUUUUUUUUUGACAUGUGUUGGCAAUGAUUGACUGAUGGAAAAAAAGAAAAACGUAAGCACUUUCUGAGCAGUUGGUCAACUGAGCAGACUCAGCUUAUCCAAACACUUUGCCUUAUCUUGAGUCCAUCGUGCUAAAGGUUUUAUGUUUUUAAGAGCUCUUAUGAAAUUUAUUAAAGAGACUUGAACGGGUCUCUUUUCUCAAAUCCUCUCUCAGUUUCAUUUCAAAUAUGUAUCUUUAUAUUUAAAAAUAUUUUUUUUUAGGGUUUUAAUGUGCGCACCACAAGGCCAAGGCGGGGGGAACUGCAGCAGAGUGAAAAGUCAUUGAUCUUUUCUUCUGAUCUCCCAAAUGUGAAGUGAGAUCUUUUUGUCCCAUUGCCUCACAAUGGAAAUGUUUGGAAUGUGUAAUUCACAGCUUUAGCCAGCAGAGGGCACUACACUGGAGACUGCAGGUUACGAAUUGUGACUGCCUGUGCCAUCAUUGUUGCAGUGUACCCCACCAACAAAGUAAAGACAUAAAGAUAAAUUGACAAGAAGGCCCUCAUUGGAUUUAUAGUUUCAAUGUAAUCAUUUUUAAAUGUAUUCUUUUUGCAUAUAUUUUGUGCUAUUUUAUGUUCUAUAGUCAAAUGUUUCUUUGGUUCCAGCAAGAUAGUGUCAAAUCUAUUGAAAGAAAGAAAUAAAGAAAAUCAAAGAA